AUAUCUUUACCAAAGCUUCCACCAGUUAUAAUCAGAUUAAUUCCAAAUAAUGGUAAUAAAACAUCAACACAAAUAUUGCAAAUACAUGAAAAAGUGCUAGAAAUAGUUAGACAACUUUUAAUUUACAUUGUUUCAGUUGGAUCAGAUGGUGUUAUUUCAGAAUUUAAUGCACAAAAUAAUAAAAUUUCAGAUUCUUACACAAUUGCUAUGAUAGCAAAUACUGUAGCUAAUUUCAAUACGAUAGAUAUUUGUAAUGAUGAUACUGAAAAUGAUUUAAAGGAUAUAUAUUUGGAAUUAGCUUUUUUAUUAUCAGAUAAAAAUUAUUUAAGUGAUCAGAACUUAGAGACAUAUGAAAUCUUUUAUACUGGUGUUACUGAAGCAGGAAUUUUAGAUAUUUUUUAUUUAGUUAAUUUGUGA
Messenger RNA from Racocetra persica, 417 nucleotides. Lineage: Eukaryota; Fungi; Glomeromycota; Glomeromycetes; Diversisporales; Gigasporaceae. The record is from the annotation of a GenBank genome assembly.